AGUGCAACCUACUGGUGCAAACAGGGACAGACCGUACACAUGUAUUUUUCGUAUGUUCGUUAUGUCGGCAUCAGCGGGUAGUGCCGCCCCAAUGACGGAAACAGUACAUUCGAUGUCUAGCAGCAGCGAGUUUGGAAUAGAAGCUAUUGACCGUGCACUUUAUAAUUUGUAUCCCAAUAAUAAUCCUUCUUCAAUUUCAAGCCCCAGCACAAAAAUUUGGUGUGGAGGAAACAUACCUUUAGAUUUUGUAAAAAUCUUUUCUAAUUCUGGCAGUGUUGAGCUUGGCGUUUCGCCUCAUUGGCACUAUGUAACUUAUGGACUCUCAGAUCUAUAUGGUGAUGGCAGAGUACACGAUUUUAGUGGUAGAGGUCAUCCAAGUGGUUAUGGAUUUGAGCUUACUUUCCGUCUGAAGAAAGAUCAAAAUGAUAAACAGCCACCAGUUUGGCCAGUCAUGUUACUAAACACUCUUGGUCUUUAUGUUUUCAACACAGAUACCGAGUUCCGUGAAUAUGAUCAUAUUCCAUGGUAUGACUCCUUGGACAAAGUAGCACAAGGAAGAUCAUGUAAUGUUGAUAUAAUUCCUUGUCCCUCAAGUUCUGUUAUCAAUCACAUGAUAAUUGUUGAAGAUCCACAGAUUUUAAAUUUGGAUACUCCUCAUGGAACAGUACAGUUUUUACAAGUGGCUGGUGUCUUGAAGGAGGAAUUUCAUUAUGCUCGGUCCUGGAAGGCUAGUGGGAUUGUGGAGCAGUUAAUGCAGCACCCACAAGUUGGACCUCUAAUGAUUACUGACAUGAGAAGAAAAGUUUCUGUUUUUGAUCUCAACCCAAGGCUUAUAGUUGAUAUUAUUUCAAAAAUUGAAGUAGAAGGCUCUUUACUAGCCAGAGUAACAUCCCAUAUUUCAUGGAAAGAAAUAGUUGAAGAUGAGGCAACUGGUAUAUCAAGAGUUGUGGAACGUUUAACCUUAAAUGAUGCUGCUGAUUCAUCCAACCUGUAUUAUACAUUUAGACGUGUCUGCUUGGAAUUUGAUGCCACAGCUGGUGAACUAUUACCACUAAUGGUUCGGGGACGUCUCAAGCAUGGUCUGAGUUUUAUGUUUAUUAGUCCAGGCUGCUACGACUACCAUGAAAAUAUGACCAUUGAAUUUGUACCAUACAACAUUAUCAAAUCAAAUGAAAUCUUUGUUGAUGAAACUGUUCAAAUGAAGGCCAAUAUUAAAACACACCAUUUACAGAUCUUCUGUAUAAAAGAACUUAUUGAUAAAAUGGAUCAAAAAUUUACAGAAUUAGAAAAACUUAAAGAGGAUUUGAAGCUGCUGCCCAUGAGAUUUAUGUUCAAAUCACCAAGUAUAGAAAUUGUCUUUGGAUUGUAUCAUGUUUUGUUGUGCAAAAAGAAUCAAACCACAAAUGAAGCACCACAGAACACAUGAGGAUAGUUAGUUAACAUUACUUGCACACAUAAUUGGGUCUGAUCAUAUUGAAUUUGUUUAAAAUAAAAGUUCUAAAAAUAUCAAUCUUGUAUGUGGGAAGCAUUUUUUUUAUUUGAAUAUUCUUAGAUUUAUUUAAGCAUUUCCUUCUGCUAAUGUUAA
Molecule: messenger RNA, 1585 nt
Organism: Physella acuta
Lineage: Eukaryota; Metazoa; Mollusca; Gastropoda; Physidae
Product: suppressor of fused homolog
Cellular component (GO): nucleus; cytoplasm
Molecular function (GO): transcription factor binding
Source: RefSeq, a predicted model, not a curated record